AUGCCUUCAGAAGCGGCAAAGAAACGUCAAGCAAAAAAGAAAGCCGCAGCUCAAGCAAGAGGAAAGCCGAAACCUGCGGCAGAAGCAACAGAAAAUGGUGUAGAAGAUUCGCGAGGGACGGAAAAUGGCGCCGUCAAGUUGGAUUUGUCGAGUCGUUCCUGUACCGGCGUUUUGGCUUCACACUUCCAAUCUCGCGAUCUGAAGAUCGAAAACUUUUCGAUAACUUUCCACGGUGUUGAACUCUUAACAGAUACAAAAUUGGAGUUAAAUUGUGGUCGCAGAUAUGGUUUAUUGGGCCUUAAUGGUUGUGGUAAGUAGAUUCGAAUUUCGAAUACAAACGUGUCUUAAUAAUAAAGUGAUUUUACUUUAUAUAAACAUUCUCAAAUUAUUUUUACACGGAAAAUUUCUUAAUUUUUCAAAUGUUUCUAGUCUUGUAGAAUAAGGAUGUACGUGUAAACGUCUCUGUAGAGAACAAUGAUGUAUUAUACUUGUCCACUAGCUUCCUGUUAGUCCAAAUAAUUUUUUGAGGGAACUUUUUUCCCUCCGAGCUUGUUAAGCUGAAUUUAUUAUAGACCGAACGAAUUAAACUAAAUUCUUUCCCUUAAUUUCAGCUUACUUUUAAUUUCCUCUCUUUUAAAGCGUAGGGGUUUCGAUCCAUAGACGAAAGCACUUUUUUCUCAAUUUGUACUUACUCACUUACAAUACAAUGACCAAAAUAGCCUUUAGCACUGUGUUUCGUUAGAAUAUCAAAAUAAAAUUGCUUACGUACUUAAGCUUACAUAUUAUAAGACGACAGCACUUUUUUGAUUAAUUAUUCCAUUUGGUGUAGCUUCACCAUGUUACUAUGUAUUUCACAUUAGCAGCUACAUGUAGCUCAAAAUUAUGUAUUUUGUAUGUUUUCUCAUUCACCUGUAGGAUUUUCCGAGCUUCCCACCACAGAAUUUUUAUUUUAUAUUUACAGUUGACUCCCAAUAACUCAAAUCUUCCAGGGAAAUUGCAAAAAGUUCGAGUUAUCAGGAGUUCAAGCUAUUGGCCCUAUGGGAGUUCAAAGCAAAUACAACCAUAAAAUAAAAUGGCAUGGGAAAGUAAUGCAAGUUUUAUCAACACUUCACUUCAAAGGCAGCAAGAGAUAAUUAUAUUUAGAAAAAGGAAUUAAGCAACAAAGCUUGAUCAAUAGACAGGGCUAGAUAAAAGUACAGAAAAGACUGAUGAAAAAAGACACAGAAUACACGGUUGUUUUGAAAUAAAUUCAAUGUUUCAGACUGCAGUACACUGUUUUUUUUUUGUUUUUUUGUUUCAUGCACUUUUAGCAUAGCCUCGAGCUGUUGAGGGUAAAAUUACACAGAAAUGACCUGAAGGGAAACAAAAAUUACCUCCAGUUAGCGGGAGGUUCGAGUCACCAAGGGUAAAAUUACAGUAAAUAUAUGAAGGAAAUCCAGGGGAAAUCGAUUUUGGUUCAAGUUAACACGAGGUUCAAGUUGCGAGGGUUCGAGUUAUUGGGAGGAAACUGUAUGAAAAAAGAAAAUAUAAUUAUGGUUGUGGGUGUUAAGCAUGGUAAAUACAUGUAUCAUUUUGACCUUUACAUGCAUGAUAUGUUGCCUUUAAAGAUUGGUUUUCAUGGAAGGCCACUCGUUGCUAUUUUCUAUAUACCAUUGCCUUUGCUAUCAGUGUUGGACUGAUUUGUUAUUUUCUGUGUAGGUAAAUCAACUAUGCUUGAAACAAUAGGCAACAGAGAUAUCCCAAUUCCUUCCCACAUUGACAUUUUUCAUCUCAAAAAUGAGAUAGAAGCAUCUGAUAAAACAGCUCUUCAAUGCGUCAUGGAGGUUGAUGAGGAGAGGAUGAGGCUUGAAGCAGAGGCCGCUGAACUCACAAAACUUGGAGAUGAAGGAAGUGAGAGGUAUUAACGCAUGUUUAUUGCUAACAUUAUCAGCUUCUUAAAAGAUAAGCACUCACCGUCCUACUGAUGUUGUAUUUUAAUGUGUAUUAGGUUUAUUUUGGUUCAUUUAGGCUGCUGCCAAAGAAAAUGUUCUGGAAGCUCUGAGGGGCUCCUUAAAUAAAAGCCGAAGCCAAAUUUCUAGGAGCCCAUAGAUUGAUAGACUUAAAUAAGUGAGCAGAUCCUCAAAACUAGAUUCAUUCGAGUUUUGAGACGCGUGAAUCAACUUUCGCGUCUACAAUUAUAUGUUUUUGAUAACGAAAGACAACAAUCAUUCCUUCUGAUAUGAUGAGAACACUCCUUAGUCUUCUCCUUUGGUAUAAAAGCAAACAUAAUCAUAGCCAGUAGAUCAGAAAUCUGUCUAGGCUUUUUUCAAGAGUUAUCAGGAAGAUUUUAAAAGAGCCAUGUCUGCUGGUUGUGAUAAGAAAAUAAAUAUUGAAGUGACUGUGAGGAACGAUCAACAUUACUAUAGUGUCAUGUCAUAAGGGCUGUAAUUGUGAUUUUAAGUUGCCAGGUACUGUAUGCAAUAAGUAGGCAAGGAAAUGAACAGUGAGGAGGUUCUUUUGUUUCUUUUUCCUUUUGUAUCCCAUGAAAUUAGCCGAGGGUCGUAAUAAGAGUAACCAGAGAAAAUACCCAGCCCAUGCAGGGUGCAAAGAAAGUCGGUUUUACGGCUUGCCAUUCGGGUAAGUUGUUGCUAGUAUGUACUAGCCCAAGAGUCUUUUACGUAAGCCCCAAGAAAUUUUUGAUGAGCAGCAUUGAUUACAAUUCUUCUGUAAUUUGAAUUUCCCGAAAACUUCACUUGCCCUUCAGGCAAGUAAAGAACAGAAUUCACUGGCCCAAUUGCAAAAUCCAGUAGCCCAGGGCUAUCGGACACGACUUUCUUUGCAUGCUGUCAUGGCUCUACAGUGACAGCCCUGUAUUAUGUUACUUAAAUCGUUAUUAAUUUCUUGUAGGUUAUUAGAUGUCUUUGAAAGACUUGACGAGCUUGAUGCAGACAAGGCCGAGACCCGAGGUGCUGAAAUCCUGAGUGGUUUAGGCUUCACUCCGUUAAUGCAACAGACUAAAACCAAAGAUUUCUCUGGAGGUUGGCGCAUGAGAAUCGCGUUAGCAAGAGCCCUGUUUGUAAAACCAACUCUUCUGUUAUUGGAUGAACCCACAAACCACUUGGAUUUGGAUGCUUGCGUUUGGUUGGAAGAGGAGCUGAAAAGGUCUGAUGGUUUAAUUUUAUUUGUUGUCUGUGUUGUUACAAAUGAAAUUGUUACAAAUUCUAGGGAAUUCCAUCUUGUCAACCCACCACUUAAUUUCCCCAGCUCAACAGGUUAGGGCAUAAUAAGUGUGUUUAACAACCUCUCUACAUGUAGCUUUUUAUGUGACAAACUUCCCAAACAAUCCUCACUCCAUAGCCUGGUGACCCGCAACUAUGAUACCCUUGAAAUACCAUUGUUUUAAACAGCUGCUGGUCAACAAUCAUUUAUUCUUAGACCUGUCAACCCUUUAAGUCCCAAUAGUGACCAACAGCAAUUUUCUCCUAACGAUAUCCAUACAUUAUCUUGAGAUGAGGUUAUGAGAAUUAAUGAAAUGAUCACCUAAGAGAAACUAUUUUGAUCUUUUAUGAAAUUCUCUCAACUCAUUGUUUAAGGAAAUGUAUAGAGAUCAGUUUGGAGAAUUUGUAUUUGGAUAUUGGGGCUUAAAGGGUUAACAUCUGCAACAACUAAGAUGACAACAAGUUAAUUAACAAAACUGAAUUAUGGAUCAGUUUCUUUCUGAGCAGUGAUUUUAGUGUAAUAUUUUUUUUUUGAGCUGAUCAUGUAAAUAGUGACUGAAAAGCUCCAAGGGGAGCUACUAUUAAAGUAUCAAGCUAUCUGUAAGCUUUAUAGGGUACCAUUACUGUAUUGCAAAGUUUGAUGGAUGAUUCGCUGAUAGUCUUCUCGUCUUUUAUCUGCAUGGCUGCAUCAUCAAAAGGGCUUUUCUUCUUUGUGGUUCUUUGCAGUUACAAGAGGAUAUUAGUGAUGAUUUCUCACUCUCAGGAUUUUCUUAAUGGCGUGUGCACAAAUAUCAUUCACAUGCACAAGGGAAAGCUUGUGUAUUAUGGGGUAAGCAAAAAUCAUCCUUAGUGACUAUUUAAUUUCAGCCAUAGUGUCAUCUGUCAGUGUGCCAGUUUACAUAUUCUGCCCAUUUUCUUGUCAGAUCUUGCAUAAUUAUCUCAACUGUAAAUAAAUCAAAUGCCGGUCAGAGAACCUUUUAUUACCACAUAGUGCACGUCUGGAACAAUCUAGACUGUACUCUCAAAACCUCAAAAUCAAUUUCUUCUGUAAAAUUUUACCUGAAAAAUAAAUUUGAUUACUAACUUUUUAAGUAGCAUGCAUUGUAGUAUUUUAUUAUAUUUGAACUUUAAAAUAUGCAUGUUUGUACAGCUUGUAGUGAUAGUAUUUUAUUAUUUAAUAAUAAUUAUAUAUAUAACUUUUAAAUAGGCACGUUUUAUUGUAUUUUUUUACUGCAUUCUUUCCUUUUUAAUUGAAUUGUAAACCCUUUUUUUAAUUUAAUUAGUUUAUUUUAUUUGUCUGGCAUUGUCACUGAAAAGCCCCACCAGGGCAGUGUUAGUAAGUAAUGGUAAUAGGACGGAGUGGAGUCCAAUCCGGUCUGUAAUCAUAUGAGUAAUUAGCAAAAUCAGACGACUGCCUAACGGGAGUCCGAUUUGUUUAAUCACAAGUAUGAUUACAGACGGAACUGGACUUUUUUAAAAAUCAAAACACAAGAAAUUCUAAGAUUUUUUUGCUAGCAAUGAAAAAAAAAAGCCAUUUAAGCGUGCAUGAUAGCACGUACUGUCCUGUUAAACUGUCCUAUUAAGGCUGAAAUCAGGGCAGUUGAUAACCAAUCAGAUUUGAGAAUUUUGUUAUAGUUAUGAUUAACUAUUGUAAAUGUAUUGUAACUGUGCUAAAUGAUCUAAAGUAAUUGAAAUCUUUCCCUUUAGUACAGCCACAUUGUGUACAAAUAUAAGCUAUGCCCAUAUUACUUAAUAUUAAGUUAUGAUUGCUUUCUUUUCUGAAGGGUAAUUAUGAUUCCUACGUCAAGACAAGAGCAGAAAUUGAGGAGAACCAGAUGAAACAGUAUGCCCGAGAACAAGAUCAAAUCAAACACAUGAAGGUGAGUGUUUGAUACCAUCCUGUCAAUACUACCAAAUUGUCAUGGCCUAAUAAAUGCUGUGUAAUGGCUGUCUAGUUCCAGGGCUCAAAAUUAAAAAAAUCUUCAGGUCGCCUUUUGGCGACCAACUGGAGAAAUAUAGUCGCCAGAUGCAGAUUUUUAGUCACCAGUUUGUAUAAUGUAUAAAAUAUGAUGCAACUCAUUAAGUAUGGCGUGAUCCAUCAGAUUUGGUUGUUUGAAAAUAGUGCGGACCGAAGUCGGUAUAAAUUUCAGGGUAAACUGGCUUUGUUUAUGUGAUUUGCACUUUUUUAUGUCAAAAGCAAAGCAAGAUAGCCUGAAAUGUUUGUUUUAACUUUACUCUCUUAAUUCAAAUCUAAAUCAUAGAGAAAUCCAGUCACCAAAGUGGCGACUAAACCAGAGUUUUUAGUCGCCAAGGAAAAAAUGUUAGUCGCAUUGGCAACUGUAUCAGUUGCAAUUUCAAGCCCUGAGUUCAUUUUGUUUAUAAUGCCAGUUACUUGUCCUUAUUCGCUAUGGAACUUGAAAAAUUACUUGUGAAUGACAAAAUCUCAGCUUCGUGUGUAAUAAUAUUUGUCUUCCAAGCAUUGUUUCAAACGUUAUAAACAGCAAGAAUGAACUUUAAAAAUAUUAAUAAUUUACUGUUAGGUUCACAAGUUUUCAAAACUGCCUCCCUGUUUGUAUUUGCUAUUUCCUCUUUCCAUGUCUCACUCAGUUUUGGUGGCAUUUCCCACUGUUUGAAGUUUGAUAAAUUUCACAACACAGCUCCUUUAGAAGGGACUUUAAGAUACCAUAACGGCAACAACAGGGGUGUCAUUAAGAGGCGCGGGCCAGGGAUUUCCCCUGGCUACUAUGAACAUUGCCCCCGGCCACUUUCAAAGGAAAAUAAAAGAAAAAUAGAACAAAAAGAAACCCCUAGCUGUUUGAUUCUUCACCUACUUGUUGUAUUACGCUGUAACUAGCAAUCUUAGUGACAGCCCUUCAACGACAAUCAGACAAGCACAUUUCACCACCAAGUCUCGUUUGUAAGCAAAGUUCUUCUUAUUUGCUCUUACUGUGUUCGUGGGUAUUCCUUUAAACUCAACUAUCAUGAGAAUUUAUUUAUGCAAAGCUUGGCAACUUUACAAUUACCGUAAAAUUCAGAAAAUAUGCCCUGGGGAUUAUAUUUUUCAAAGGACUUUUUUGAGGGACUUAUUUUUGGAGGGGCUUAUAUUCGGAGGGGCUUAUGUACGGAGGGAAAUUUGCGUUUCAAAAUCAAUUGGGCUAGCCUUUUAGUUGGAAGGAAAUUGACCAUUUUUGCUUUGUUUUAAUUUGUAUUUGAGGGCAAUUUCCAAGUACAAGCCCCCAGGGAGCUUAUAUUCGGAGGGGCGAUUUUACGGCGGUUUUUUUACGUUACGAGUUUGGGGGGUUUAUAUUUGGAGGGGCUUGUACAUGGAGGGGCUUAUUUUCGGAAUUUUACGGUAUUUCAAAAUUAGGCUUGGUGGAAGUGAAAUUUGCUUGCCCAACGUAAACAUGCACUAUAAGUUAUUGCUAUCAAGAAUAAUUGCCAAAAACUGUUUUCCCAGGGAUACAAUAUAACAGAUUUGUUUUCUUGGUAAUCACAGGACUACAUUGCUAGGUUUGGUCAUGGAAGUGCCAAGCUGGCAAGGCAAGCACAAAGUAAAGAAAAAGUACUGAGUAAAAUGGUGGCUAAUGGACUCACAGAGAAGGUCGCAAGGGACAAGGUAACAACAUUACCAUACCUACUAUUUUUUUACUCUAUAAACCCUGAUCAUAACUAUAACAAAAUUGUCAAAUCUGAUUGGCUCGCAACUGCCCUGAUUUCAGCCUUAAUUGGACAGUUUAAUAGGACAGUACGCGUCAUGCCUAAGUAGUUGGACAGUACGUGCCCUCAUGCGUGUGCUUUUAAAAUGGCUUUUUUUUUUCACUGCUAGCAAAACAAAAUUUCGAAUUUCUUGUGUUUUGGUUUAAAAAACAGCCUAUUGUAUCACAAAUUUUGUUAAAGUUAUGAUUAAUUGGUAACAGAACUUCGUGUCGUCCAAUUCAGUCUGUAAUCAUACUCGUGAUUAAACAAAUCGGACUCCCGCUACGCGGUCGUCCGAUUUUACACAAAUUUUGUUAAAGUUAUGAUUAAUUGGUAACAGAACUUCGUGUCGUCCAAUUCAGUCUGUAAUCAUACUCGUGAUUAAACAAAUCGGACUCCCGCUACGCGGUCGUCCGAUUUUGUUAAUCACUCGUUUGAUUACAGACCGAAUUGGACUCCACUCAGUCCUGUUAUACCAUUACUAAUAUCAAGAUUUCAAUUCUCAUCGGUUGCCUCCAGGUGUUUCCUAUAGAAAUUUUGAUUAGAACUUCAAAUCUUCAAAUCGAUUGAUCGUUCUUUGCAUCCUAUGGGACGCAUGCCAUGAAUUAUUUUGCAUCUUGGGUUAUUUAUAUGCAUCAGGGAUGCAGGAUGCAGAGGUAACAAAAUAUCUGGAUGGUACAGGUCAAAAUUAUAUUCAAUUUAGAAUUUUUAUCUUGGGUUGAUUCUCAAUUUCCUUUGUUGUUAGCCCCAACUCCUGAACAAUUAGGGCAAACAAGGAGACAAAGGAAAUAGAGAAACAACCUCGCUUAAAAAAUGUUAAGUUGAACUUAAUUUUGACCUAUAACAUAUAAAUUGUUGGAAGAAAAUUGAUCUUGGUCAUCCUUGGGAUUUUAAGGGUUAAUGGCCCGUCAGAGGUUUUAUGAUUCAGUUCAGAAACUAAUUAGUAGUCUUCUUUUGUAAUAAUUUUUUAUUAUUAUUAAUCCAGGUUCUAACAUUCUAUUUCCCUGACUGUGGAAAACUUGCACCACCUGUUGUCCAGGUUCAGGCAAUGAGCUUUAAAUAUGGAAAAGAUAAGGUUAGUUCUUUUAGUUGCUUUGAGCAGACACUGUGUAUGUCACAUUUUUAGCGCAUUGUGGUCUUGUGAUCACCUUCUCUGCAUUUAUUUCUUCAUCCCACAGUUCAAAUUUAUGAAAUUCAUGUAAUUUGUUUAUCAUUUCAAUAUAAGUAAUAAUUAUUAUUAUUUGUGGAAAGAACACUUGAAGCAAAUGCCCUGCUUUGUCUGUAAGGGUAUUAUGCUGAAGUUAUUUUACUGUAACAUUAGGAAUCACAAUGUUGCUAAAUGUACAGUGCCUUAAUUGGUGUAUUUUAAAAUGUUAUUCUGUACAGAUUUAAGUGCUUUUAAAUUGCUGAAGUGCAGUGCCCUGUCUAAUAAAACUGAAAAUAUACAUGAACUUAAAUAUGCUUAACCUUGUAAAACUUGAUAAAAUCUGUUUUUAUUGGUUUAGCUCAAAGUCAUCUCUUUAGAACUGUUCAUUCCCAGACUGAUCCGUAGCAUUUUAUUCUCUAUUUAGCCUGCAAUAUAUGAUAAUCUGGACUUUGGAAUUGAUUUGGAGUCCAGAGUGGCUUUGGUGGGUCCCAAUGGAGCUGGCAAGUCCACACUACUGAAACUGCUUGAUGGAACACUGACACCUUCUGAUGGGCUUAUACGAAGGCAUAAUCACCUCAAAAUAUGCCGUUACCACCAGGUUUGAUCAACCGCAAAUAUGAGCUUUAUACAGCUAUAACUCAAUCACAGGGCUGUGCUCUAGUGGAGCAUGGCCCCUAACACCCAACAUUUUGCUCUCAGGCAACUAGAAAAUCUUAGCUUUUUCAUACAAAUCAUAUGCUAAGCACCCAAGAUUUGACAGUUUCAGAGCUCUCUUUGAACAGUUUUACUUAGAGCAUAGCCUUGAAUCACAUCACAGAGUAUUAAAUAGUUGAAGCUAUUGCAAGGCAUAGAAAAACACAGGAAAAAAUAAAAGGUUAUUUAAAGUGCUAAGUUGUCAUUCAAUGUCUAAACUAUUUGGGUGUAGCCCUUGAUCAGUGGAAAGCCAUUGGUUUUGGCACUGCCGAGACAUGUUUAUUAAAAUGUAUGCAUGUACAGUCACUGUAAGCGCAAGUCUUAAAGUUGCUGCUGUUAUGUAGCUGGGAGAAAAAAUAGGCACAUUUCUUGCUGUUUCCCUUGCUUAGUAUUGCUGCAGAAAUUAAUGCACCAUAUUGUCAAUGAUGGGGCAACAUGUGACUAAGGCAAAAUAAUGGUAGUCUUCACACUAGAGCCUAAUUAAGCUAGGAAAUAUUUCAAGACAAGUAAAUUUUAAAUUCUUCAAAUAAAAGGAAGCUUCACACACAACCUAUCUUUUUUACUUUAGGUUAACUUACGGCUAUUUUCCCACGCAACAUAAUUAAGAUUGAUUGACAUGCUUUGCCCUUCUCAAAGCUCAAGAAACCGCAAGGUCGCAAAGUCAGUUUUAAGGAUGGUUUUCAAGUCACUUGAAACUUUUCUUGAAUCGUUUCAACUUUCCGACCUUAAUGAAAUGCAGAGCAAAAGAACUUGAGAUUUUACUUUGGCCUUUACACACAUCUUCGGUUAAGUAAAACUUAGCAGCUCUUAAGUCUUACAUAACGGCCUGGUGUAAAGACUACCAAUAAAUGCUCUACGUCUGAUGAGUUACCAUAGUUAGGUGGCAGAUUUUUUAAGCCAAUCAAAUGCCUUAAAGAAGAGCAAUUUAUUACCAAGCAACUAAAUAUCAUGCUUCAAUAAUCUGACAAUUUUUUUCUGGAAUUUCUGGCAGCAUCUCCAAGACAUGUUGGAGCUGGACAAGUCAGCACUAGAAUUCAUGAUGAAAUGUUUUCCUCACAUUAAGGAAGUAGAGGACAUGAGGAAAUCAAUAGGAAGAUAUGGACUGACUGGUAAACAACAGGUGUGUACAAUGUAAUAUAGAUAGAUAUGGACUGACUGGUAAACAACAGGUGUGUACAGGGUAAUAUUAGUGAGUUUACGCAAGAGGACGUUAGAAAGAAGAGGAUGGCAAAGCGCUUGUGUUAGACGAACAUGACAGGGCUACUUCUUGCAUGUUAUCCUCACUUAACAUUAAUGUUUUGUGGUCUUAACAAAAACAUCUGUUUAAAGGAAAGUGAAGUUUGGCGUAAAGUUAUUUCAAAGAAAAUUAUUGUCAUGCUUGUCAUACGAGGUUUGCUGUCUUCUUUCCUCUCCUGUCCUGCUGCGUAAGUUCAUCAUGAACAAGGAGGAAAGAAGAUGGUACUUGGUUCUGGAAAAAAUAACAAAGAUGUAAUGAGAAUGCCACCAUCAUCCAUGGGAAAAAGAGGAAAACAGAAUGUAAGGCCAUGAAUUUGAUCCCCUUCUGCAACUACAGGGGUUUUUUAUUAUUCAUUCUCUUUAUAGGUCUAGGUGUCUGUUGUUUUAUGGCCAAGCUCUAAAAAUUUUGUUAAUCUGUCUCUUCGAUGAAGCUUUCUUUGUUGCUGAUCCUGUUAGUAAACUGGACACAAAUAUGAAGCGAGUAUCUCAUGGAUCAGUUUUUGACAAGUUCCUCGUUGGUUGGGUUCAAUUCCUGUUGGUGACAUCAAACUGUCCUCUCUUUCCAAUUCUAAUUGUAGAUUGAUAAACACCACAUCUCUGUUUGGUUUAGGGUGGCUGCAUUGUUAUUACAGGCACAUUGCACUAUGAUGAACUUUUUGUCAUAUCCUUUUCUCGGUUUUAAUGUAGUGGCUAUGAAACUUUGAGAAGAACUACACCCAUCAUUCAGCAAUAAUAUGAAAUUACCUGAUUUUUUUCCCUGACCGUGAUUUAUUUGGAAUACUUACUUUGUCAAUAGAAGCUGAUACCAGAAAUUUCAGUAAAAAAUGUCAGCAAAAUUUUACACUAGAUGUGAUAAAUUGAGGCAUUGCCAAAUAAUAGCUGUAGUACUUAAAUUUUAAUAGCCAUCACAUUAAAACCAAGAAAGUUAUGACACAAAGCUUGUCAUAGUUCAUUGCAUCUGUAAUAAAAAUGGAGCCACCUUGAAUGAGAGCUUACAGCUACAGUUUACUACAAGCUGUCCCUGAGGAUUUAGACAAGCAUGCAAACAAUCAAGCGCUCUCCCAUUUUUUUGUGUCUGCCUGUUCAGUUUUUUCCAUGGGACUGAAUUUUCUUUCCCUGUAUUAUAACUUACAGUCACACUAGUACAGCUUCUGUGUGCUUAGGGGGAAGGGGAGGGGAGGAAGAGAGGGAUUGUUCUUUGUAGUCAUCUGCUCUUUGAACAGAGAUGCUAAACCUGUCAUUACUGUUAAGUGGCAUUUAAAUGCAAACAUAAGCUGCACACAUGGAACCCAAGUAAAAAUGUAAGCACAGAGAGCCCAAAAUACAUGCACUUAAUUUUCAAGGUCACUUUGACUUCUGAUGACUUGAAAGGUAAUGUCACCAAUACAGGCGUAUUAUCGUUGGCGUCUGAACCUGCUACCUUGUAAAUUCUAACUUGUGCUUUAUUUUAAUUGAAAACAGAUCUGUCCAAUGCAGAACUUAUCCGAUGGUCAGCGCUGUCGUGUGGUGUUUGCAUGGUUAGCCUUCCAGGCACCUCAUCUCUUGUUACUUGAUGAACCUACAAAUCAUUUGGAUAUGGAGACGAUUGACGCACUGGCUGAUGCCAUCAAUGACUUUGAAGGAGGACUGGUGCUUGUUAGUCACGAUUUCAGGCUGAUCAAUCAGGUGAAAAUGGUUAUAAACUGUUCACUGGUUCAAUGCGCUGUUAUGUCUACAAUACGUUUUGAUCGCAUAAUCGUCUCAAAACUUGGUGAAUAGAUCACCUUUUUAGCUUGUAAGUUUUGUUUCCCCGUUUCAGUCUACGAGAUAGUACCCCAGACAACUGUUUCUCUCAGAUGUCGUCCUAUGCAUCCGCGUGCAUAUGUAUGCGUAAUUUCUGAGAAGACAAAAGGCAAAUUCCCUCACGUAGAUUUCGUACCAUUUAUACGAGCAGUUCGCGGCUUAUGUAAGCCGCCGCCUAUUUUCUCGCAUAAACGGCCCUAAUGUGUCUGUUGUAGUAAUAAGUAUGCAUAGCAGUUAAAAAUAGGGACCUUAACAUCCGUUGACGGCGACGACAACAAGGAAGUGAAAACAACAACUUUUCACGUACAGCACGCUUUUUUGUACAUUUCUUUGUUGUCGCUGCACGACUACGACUUGAAAAUGCCUAUUUUCACGUUUUAUGGAGGAAGUAAACGAUAGACGACGAAAUUUUAUUUCUCUUUCUGAACUUGGGAAUUGUUCUCAGGAGGGUUCGCGUGCAUUUGACGAAGGAAGAGUGAGUUACAAUAAUCGCAAAGAAGAUUGAAAGAGCGCGACUUUUUCGCUGCCGUCGCUGUCCUUUCAUGUUAAGGUCCCUAAUAUUACCAACAAAAAUGCUGUACACUCCAUCAGCUUUCCCACAUGUAAGAUUUUUGCUGCGUUCAUUUUCCCUAGGUUGCAAAAGAAAUUUGGAUCUGCGAGAAAAAGACUAUCACUCCAUGGAAGGGAGAUAUUUUAUCAUACAAGGAGGAGCUGAAGAAGAAAGUGACCAAAAAACACAAAGCGUAAUCUAUUUAUUUUUACUUAAGGACAAUAAUUGCUAUUAGAGCGGUUUUCAUUUGAGUGUCGAAAAGUAAUUGGUUUUGCACUUUCUACACGAUGCGAUUGGCUUAAAAGAUUCGCGCCACCUUUUCAUCCAAUCAGAAGUAAAACCAAAGCCAAUUGUGACGCUUUGCGUCAGCCACAUGAAAUUACUUCGAGUUUUGAUUGGUUCAAUGUAUUGUCUGUGUCCUAUGUGAUUGGCCAGAGUAAUUACUUUGGUUUUGGUUUUACGACACUCAAACGAAAACCACUCUAUUAUUUUGAGUAGUCUAUACAUUGUAACCUAGCUGCUGUUAGAAACUCUGGAAGCCUAUAUGAAUAUUGUUAGAGCUAAAACGUGUGUUGAAAACACGUUAUUAGUGAGCUAAAGCAGAGAGUUGUUUGAGCGAUGCACUUCAACCGGAACUGGACUUUGUGCCUUCUUGGGCAGUGGUUUCGCCCAAAUUUUCCGGCGAAUCGCCUCUUUAGAAUAAAGGAAGUUGGCACUACAAAUUUGGUAGAGUCAAGGCAUAUUAUAAGGCAAAGGUUGUCGUGCGUCGCUGAAAAAUGCCUUUGUUUAAACUCCCUAUUACUUCUCACAGUUGACUUAGUACAGCCGAAAGAAAGACAACUGAUAGGGGACACUGCCUUGUUACCUUUAAACAGUCCCAAAUAACUGACAUAUUUGUGGACCUUUUUUCGUAAUUUUAUUAACUUUGCAUGCAAGUACUCCCUUGGAAUUGUCACUGUUCCGCGGUUGAGCAUGUUAUGAGCAGUAGGCCACUUCCAAGUUCCAAAAACCCUCACUUUCAAAAUGAGGCCAAGUGCACAACCUUCCUUGUGAAAAUGAGUUUUAUUUGCAUGAGAAUGGAAAAUCAUCUCCAUAUCAAAGGCUGAGUGCUCCACUGGUCUGACGGAGUAUCCAAUGUACAAACCUUCAUCACGCUAGAGUUUUCCUUUGAUUCUUAACGUAUGAAAACAAGAUGAAGCGAAUCCUGUCUUCUGAUUGGCUGCCUUCCGCAUUGGUGCCGCAAGAAAAAGUUCUCCUUUUGACCUUAUUAUAUAUCCUUUAUUAACCAUGCUUGUUCGAUCAAGAUGGCGGGAUAUUUGCCUCGCUUUUUUUGCGUUUUGAUUGACCUUGACUUCGUCCCGCUCCUACCCUGUGCGCCAGAGGCUUUUCAUGCGCGGUUUCCGGUUUCGGUCAAGUCUUGAAAAGUAACCCGCGCGAAAAGCAUGCGUUGUUGAUAAGCGUGAUGGCUGGGUAUUUGCC
Molecule: messenger RNA, 13780 nt
Organism: Porites evermanni
Lineage: Eukaryota; Metazoa; Cnidaria; Anthozoa; Scleractinia; Poritidae
Source: the annotation of a GenBank genome assembly